Messenger RNA from Blepharisma stoltei, 1905 nucleotides. NCBI's taxonomy places the organism in Eukaryota, Ciliophora, Heterotrichea, Heterotrichida, Blepharismidae. The record is from the annotation of a GenBank genome assembly.
AUGAAGAGAUGAUUAGCAACAGCAGAAUCUCUGCCUACAGACCAAAAUGAUAAUUUUUCUGAGCAUUCAAAGCUCCUUAUGGGAAAUCUGUAUAAUACUCAACCUCAUAAGCGCCAUAAGCUUUAUUCCAUUGCAACUGGCAUGAAACCAAAAUUUGAUCAUAUUAAAGGAAUAAAAAGAAUUAUCAAUCAGCAGAUUUUAAAGGAUUCUUUCAAAAAGCCUCGAUUUAUCAUCCAUAACAAUACCAAAUGGAAGGUCAUUUUUAACACAUUUAUUGAUUUUUUACUUAUUUACUCAAUUGGAAGCUGCUUGCAUUUUUUAGCAUUUACCCCACCAGAAGGUGGCACUUUGGUAUGAGAUACGAUUAUGCAAUGCAUUUUUGGUGCUGAUCUGAUAUUUUCUUUUUUUACUGACUAUAAAGAUUACUGUGAUAACCUUAUUAUAUCGCAUCGAUCUAUAGCAAUUAGAUAUUUAAAAUCUUGAUUUUUAGUCGAUUUAAUCUGCCUAAUGCCGUGAAGAUUCAUUAACCCAGACGUUGAAUAUAUCAUCAGACUAUUAAGAUUCUUAAAAUUCUCGCGAAUCCUUAACUUACAGUACAAGUUUUUGAGUUCUUUAUUCAAGAUAAUAAAAUUUUCAAAGCAAGGAAAUGACCUAAACUUAAUCCGAUUCAUCUUUGAUGUGACAUGAAGGCUGUCACAGCUUCUAAUCAUUAUGCUUACUUUUAUAUAUGCAACAGCCUGCUUAUUUAGAGGCUGGUACAUGAAAUGGGAUCACAAUUUUGAUGACGUUUACUUGCAACACUUUUCAGACAGCAAAAAGUUGCUGAGGACGAUGUAUUAUAUUUCGACUACUCUUUUAACAAUUGGAUUUGGAGAUCUCUUGCCUGUAAAUUUAUAUGAAAAAGGAUUCAUGAUCGUAGUAAUUAUUAUUGGGAUAGCAGCAUAUUCUAUUAUUAUGGCAACUUUUAAUAGCACAGUUUCAGAAUUCAAUGAAAUUCUAUCAGAACCAGACCACAGUGCAGAGCUAAAUGAAUGGCUUGUAAAUUUGGAACAAAAACAUGGAGAUAUCCCAGUAGAGCUUAGGGCUCAAAUUGUUUGCCAUUUUGCUAACUAUAAAGAACAUAACAGAUUGAAAGAUAUUGCAGGAAAAUAUUGGAAAGCAGAAACAUAUGAAGAUCUUAUUGCUAUAGAUCACGAGUAUCUACAGUGGCUUCCUAGAUCGAUUAUAAAUUCAAUAAUAAACCGAUUAUAUUCCGACGUUUUUUUUUGGUUUAAAGAGUAUCUCGGCCAAGGGAAUUUUAAAUAUGAUUUGGCAUUUCAUUUUCAACCUAGAGUCUUCCAGCCCGGAGAGCUUAUUUUACAAAGGGGCACAAAAGCUCACGAAGUACUCUUUAUUACAAAAGGAAAAGUUAAUUGUAAAACCUUUGCUAAUGGGGCUCCUAAAGUCUUGCUUCAGUUUUCAAGUGGAAGAACUGUUAUUGGAGACUAUUCAUGCAUAACAAAAGCUCCAGUAUCAAUUGAUUAUGUCGCCGCUGGAGAAGCUCCUGUGCAAGCUUUAGCUGUGCCGAGGAAAGCAUUUAUGCUUAUGCUAAAUGAAGGGUACCCUGAAAAGAAAAACGAUCUGCUCACAAAAUCAUUAAACCGCGAAAUGAAAAUCGGAGAACUACUAGAAACGAUAGGAAAUGCUGAAUUUGAUCAAGAGGAGCUAAAAAAGCAAUUCAGACAAAGCACAAUAGACAUUAAUAAUGAAAGAUCUCCAUCUAAAUUCAGCAGCUCUUGGCUACAAACAGAGGAUACUGAAGAAAAUAAGCAAGAAAAAUUGAUGAAAAUAAUUUUGAAAAAUCAAAAGGAGAUUUUCCGAGUAGUGAAAUCAAUAAAAAGAAAAAUAAAUAAAAAAAUAAACUAA